Guyanagaster necrorhizus is the source of this 441-nucleotide messenger RNA. RefSeq lists its product as uncharacterized. The coding region runs from base 1 to 441 and encodes 146 amino acids. NCBI's taxonomy places the organism in Eukaryota, Fungi, Basidiomycota, Agaricomycetes, Agaricales, Physalacriaceae. The transcript has 7 exons. Gene Ontology annotation, cellular component: cytoplasm; intracellular membrane-bounded organelle. Gene Ontology annotation, biological process: protein peptidyl-prolyl isomerization; protein folding. The record is from RefSeq and is a predicted model, not a curated record. Gene Ontology annotation, molecular function: peptidyl-prolyl cis-trans isomerase activity; cyclosporin A binding.
AUGGCCUCGACGACUCGACCCGUUGUUUUCAUGGAUAUCAACAUCGGUGAGACCCCGGCAGGGAGACUCAAGAUGGAGCUAUUUAACGACAUUGUACCGAAGACGGCUGAAAACUUCAGGCAACUCUGCACCGGAGGUGACUUUUUGAAGGGUGACGGUACUGGGUCGUUCUCGAUUUAUGGAGAUAAGUUCCCAGACGAGAACUUCCAAGAAAAGCAUACUGUACCUGGUCUCCUCUCGAUGGCGAAUUCUGGUCCUAAUACCAACGGAUGUCAGUUUUUCAUUACCACGGCGAAAUGCGAUUUCCUGGAUGGAAAGCAUGUCGUAUUUGGAAGAGUCAUAGAUGGUAUGUUGACGUUGAGAAAGAUCGAAAACGUAGCCACAGGUCCCAACAACAGGCCUAAGCUCCUUGUAAAGAUCACAGAAUGCGGAGAGAUGUAG